AUGGGGUCUUCGUUGCGGCAUUUCAUCAAACAGUUGCAGUGCGACAAGACCCUCCUUCGGCCUCUUCUCAUAUCCCUUACGUCCAUUAGACCUCUCUCCUCGUCUUCACAAACAACAAAACCUGGAGGAUUAUAUGCUUCGUUUUUCUGCACACUAAUCCACCUAUUACUCUCUCGCAACCGGCUCUCAAAAGCAGCAGAUGCUUUCAGUGCCAUGCGAAAUUACAAUUAUGUUCCUGAAAGCUUACAAUCUUGGAACCGCCUCCUUCGAGAAUUCAACAACUCAGGGAUGGUUUCUCAGGUAUGGUUUGUUUAUUCGGAGAUGAUCUCUUGUGGUGUUACUCCAAAUGUUACAACUCGCAAUAUAGCACUUCAUUCUGUAUGUAAAGUGGGUAGAGUCGGAUUAGCUUUAGAUUUACUAAGAGAUACUAGUUUUGGUGAAUGUGAUGUUGUUAGUUAUAAUACUGUGAUAUGGGGUUUUUGUAAAUACGGGUUUGUUGACCAAGGAUUUGGGUUAUGUUCGGAGAUGAUUAAAAAGGGGUUUACUUUUGAUGAAUUUACUUGUAAUAUAUUGGUCAAGGGUUUUAUAGAUACAGGUUUUUUGGGAUAUCUGGAAUGGAUUCUUGAUCAGUUUGGUUAUAAAGGAAUUGGUUAUGUGGAUGUAGUUGGUUUCAAUACUUUGAUUCAUGGGUAUUCUAAAGCUGGCAAUGUUAAUGCUGCUCUUGAGAUGUUGAGUAGGAUGAUGGAAGAAAAAUCUUUCCCUAAUGUUGUUACUUACAAUACUUUGAUUGACAUGUUCUGCAAGAUGAUGGAUAUUCCUCAGGCUAAAAGUCUUUUUGAUGAGCUUAUGGUACCUCAAAACAAUGGUGGGUCGGUUCUUGAGGAACUGAAUAUAAAGCCAAAUGCUAUCACAUAUACUUCACUUAUCAAUGGGUACUUAAAGCAGCAAGGACUUGAAGAAGCUCUUAAUUUGUAUGAGAAAAUGGCCAUGGAUGGAUUAUCAUAUGAUGUAGUCACUUACACUUCUCUUAUAUACGGCCUUUGUAAGCAUGGGAGGAUUGAUGAUGCUCAAGCACUUUUUAAGGAAAUGCAACGGGUUGGUAUAUACCCUAAUCAUAUAACAUACUCUGUGUUUUUACAUUCGUUCUUUAAGUCAAGGAAUGCAGCAGUUCCCCUUGGUCUACAGAGUCAAAUGGUGGUACGUGGAAUUUCUUUUGAUGUGGUUGUAUUCACCAUUAUGAUGGAUGGGCUAUUUAAAAGUGGAAGGCCUGAUGAAGCUGAGAUGAUGUUUAAAAGUCUUUUAGCUUCUGGUUUAGUUCCAAAUUGUGUCACUUAUUCUGCAUUGAUUGACGGGCGUUGCAAGUCAGGAGAUUUGGAUAAUGUGAAGUCUGCACUUCAAGAAAUGGAGGGCAAAAAUGUCUCGCCAAAUGUCAUUACAUACACUGCUCUGAUCAAUGUUUUUUUAAAAUUUGGAAAGCGUGAAGCAGUUCUUGAAAUCUUGGAAAAAAUGGUGGUUGAGAGAGUUAUGCCAAAUAUUUUCACUUACUGUAGCCUAAUUGAUGGCUAUUUUAAGGCUGGAGAAGAAGAAGUGGCUAUCAGAUUUUAUGAGGAAAUGAAAUCGUGCGGAUUAGAGGAAAACAACUUUGUACUUGAUGCUUUUGUUAAUAAUUAUAAAAGGAAAGGGAAAAUGAAUGAGGCUGGUUUAUUUUUUCAGAAUAUGAUAUCAAAAGGACUAUUUCCUGAUUCUAUUAAUUAUACAUCAUUAAUGGAUGGUUAUUUUAAAGCUGGUGAAGAGUUAGCUGCUUGUAGAAUGGUUGAAGAGAUGACUGAGAAAGAUGUGCAGUUUGAUGCUGUUGCUUAUAAUGUUAUAGCAAAUGGGCUAUUGGGAUUGGGGAAAUAUGAAGUGGAAUCUGUUUAUAAUGGAAUAAAAGAACAUGGGUUGUCACCAAAUCUUGAAACAUUUAACACAAUCAUUGCUGCCUAUUGCAGGGUGGGUAAAAUAGACAAUGCUUUAAGUUUAUGGAAAGAGAUAAAGAGUGUAGGGUUAGUGCCCAAUGAGAUUACUUCAAAUGUCAUGGUGGGUGGACUCUGUGAAGCAGGAAAGAUUGAUGAAGCCAUGGAUUUGUUGAAUGAAAUGGCAAGUUUACGGAUUUACCCUAGCUCCACUACUCACAGACUUAUGCUCUAUGCAGCUUCAAAAAGUAACAAAGGGGACGAUAUUUUGUUGAUUCAUGACCGUAUUAUAGCUUUGGGCCUUAAACCGAGCCAAAAAGUCUAUAAUGCCCUUAUCACCACUUUAUGCAGGCUAGGCAUGACAAGAAAAGCAACAUUAGCAUUACAAGAAAUGAAAAGCAGCGGCUUUUCUCCUGAUAUUGUUACGUACAAUGUGUUAAUUAAUGGGUAUUGUAAAAGCUCCCAUUUAAAAAAGGCUGUUGAUACAUUUUUACAUAUGUUGGUUGAAGGAGUCUCUCCUAAUAUUUCAACUUACCAUACCCUUCUUAGGGGUCUUUCAAAGGGUGGUCUUAUGAAAGAGGCUUUGAAACUGGUUGAUGACAUGUUGGAAAGAGGUUUUGAGAUUGAUUCUGAUGUGUAUAACAUUUUGGUUUCUGGGUAUGGUAGGAUUGGGAAUAGGAGGGAAGCGAUUAGGUUUUAUUGUGAAAUGAUAUCAAAAGGAUUUGUCCCUCAAACUGGUACUUAUAAUGUGCUUAUAAGUGAGUUUGCUAAAGUGGGAAUGAUGAUUCAAGCAAGAGAGCUUAUGAAUGAGAUGCAAGAGAAAAUGGUUCCUCUUAAUUCUUCAACUUAUGACAUAUUGAUAAGUGGGUGGUGUAAGUUAGCAAAGCGAGCUGAGCUGGAGAGCGCGUUGAGGAAUUCAUAUGAGUAUAAAGUAAAAAUGUUGUUAAAUGAGAUGAAUGAGAAAGGUUUUGAGCCAUUUGACAAAAAAAAAGAAGAAAAAGAGUUGAGUGCUGGAUUGGAGUUGUAUCCCCUAGGUGAAGAUCCUAAAGAUGUUGCUGAAUACAUUGUUAAAAGGGAAGGGUUCUUGCCUUGUGAGAUUCCUGUUCAGAGAAGUCAGAUGAUGGAUAUAAUCUUUUCUGUAAAGACUAAAGAGCCUGAUCUUGAUACUGGAAUCCCGUUUAGAGCUGAGGUAUCUAAGCCAAAGCUUGAGAUUCAAGUCUAG
This is a messenger RNA of Lactuca virosa, 3174 nucleotides long. The record is from the annotation of a GenBank genome assembly. Lineage: Eukaryota; Viridiplantae; Streptophyta; Magnoliopsida; Asterales; Asteraceae.